UGUUUUCAAGAUGGCGGCAGGUUGAUUCGUUGUGAACAAGUGCACACUUUUCGCGUCUUUUGCCGGUUGCGCUCACAAGUAGUGUUCGGCGGGAAUGAGGAGCGCGGUUCCGUCAAGUGGACCGGAUGUCUCGUGUGAAGCAGACGGCGGUGCUAUGGCUGCUGAUUGCGAGCAGCUGUUUGUUCCUCCUGUUUCAGCUUUAUUACUACCGGAAGUACGUCGGCAAGUCUGGCCCUCGCCUCCUGAGUAGCACAGCUCACCUGACGGACCACAACCUCCAGUGGCAAACAGUGAAGACGUUCCUGGCGUUGUCACGCCAUUCCCACGUACCGCUGUUCCUCGCCGACGGGGCCGCGCUGAGGCAGCUGACCCAGGAUGCAUUGCAGCGAGGCGAGCGCGAGGAGCGCUGCAGCUUCCUGUGUACCGGCCGGCCCGUCACGUCCUUCGCCGUCCUCGCCAACUCGUGGAAGUACGACGCUGCUUUUUCCUCGGCUGCCGAGCAAAAGGGUUUUGAGGUGCUGGAGCUGCGAGGAGAAGAUCCCCGACUGGCCGGUUUGGACAUCCUGUCAGCGCAGGAGAUCCCUUUGCACCUUCUGCUCCGCCUCAACGGUUACUUUAUUCAGGUGGUCUUCCUGUACGAGCGUAGCGGCAACUACCUCUGGCACGGCCCGCUUCGCCUCAAAGCGAACACGGAUCGCGGCUUUGCGCCGUUCAAGCACCUGGACUUUGGACGCCACGCCGGCGCCUACAACAGGCCACGACUGAUACUGACCGUCAUGGACGGCCUCGACGUUCGAAUCCCGCAGAACAUAUCCGACUUCCUGUCCGAGCAGCGGCGAGCUCGCUUCCUGGAGUGCCGUCACCGUGACGCCCGGCGCUUCCUGCAGAGCUACCCGGACGACACGACUCCCGACGCCUUGGAUUUUCGUAACAAAGCCAAGUCUUUGCUCGGGUUGGCCGCACAAACCCUCACACGUCUCCACGUCCCGUUCUGGAUCAGCAGUGGAACCUGCCUCGGCUGGUUCAGGCAGUGCAGCAUCAUCUCAUACAGUCGUGACGUUGACAUCGGCAUUUUUAUCAGCGACUUCCGCUCCGACAUCAUCACUGCCUUCCAAGCGGUCGGCCUGUCACUCAAGCACAAGUUCGGAAAGGUGGAGGACAGCUUAGAACUUUCUUUCGUCAAGGACGACGUCAAGCUGGACAUCUUUUUCUUCUACCAGGAGCGAGAUAUCAUCUGGAACGGCGGCACGCAGGUCAAGAGCGGCAGGAAAUUCAAGUACACCUUCCCUCACUUCUCCCUGUGCUGGGCGGAGCUUGCGGAGGUCAAAGUUCGUGUCCCGUGUCAGACCCUGGACUACGUGACAGCCAAUUACGGCCCGUCGUGGAGCGUCCCGCUAAGGACGUGGGACUGGAAGUCUUCUCCGAGCAACGUGCAGGAAAAUGGGGUGUGGCCUCUCUCUCAGUGGGAGACGCUGAUUCAAGUUUACUGACUUUCUUCAAAACAUCCCUGCAUUCUUUCAUCUUACACUUGUAUAAAAAUACUUUAAAAAAAAACCCUGUGUGCCAUCAAUAAAAUACAUUAAAAGACAUGCAUGUCACCAAUGAAAUACAAAAAAAUAAUAAAGUACAAGAAAACCUUGUAUACUAUCAGUAAAAUACAUUAAAAACCUUGU
Messenger RNA from Nerophis lumbriciformis (worm pipefish), 1673 nucleotides. It is a transcript of the gene fktn, whose product is annotated as fukutin. Lineage: Eukaryota; Metazoa; Chordata; Actinopteri; Syngnathiformes; Syngnathidae. The record is from RefSeq and is a predicted model, not a curated record. Gene Ontology annotation, cellular component: Golgi membrane.